AUGCUCCCCACCACCUCCAUUCAAAAUCGCACCGCCGCUGCUCUCCCCCCACACUCACCCACUCACUCACUCCCCCCGAGCUCAGCUCAGCUCAGCUCAGCCCGAGAACCAGCAGGCACCACCGCCGCUCACACACCACAGGAGGAGGAGGAGGAGGAGGCCGCGAUGGGCGAGGUGGUGCUCAUCUCCCGCCCCGGCGACGGCUGCGGGGGCGUGGGGGAGCGGAAGGCGGACCAGCAGGAGCGGCAGGGGCAGGUGCUGGAGCUGCUGCUCGCCGCGCUGCGCAAGUCGGUGGCGCUGCCGUGCCAGAUGGCGGACGCCGACGACCCGGCCGCCGGCGCGGGGGCCUGGGGGAUGGACAUCGGCUGGCCCACCGACGUCCGCCACGUCGCGCACGUCACCUUCGACCGCCUCCAGGGCUUCCUCGGCCUCCCCGUCGAGUUCGAGCUCCAGAUCCCCUGCCCAGCGCCCAGCGCCAGCGCCAGCGUCUUUGGGGUGUCGCCGGAGUCGAUGCAGUGCGGCUACGACGACAGGGGGAACUCGGUGCCCAAGAUCCUCCUGCUCAUGCAGGAGCGGCUCUACUCCCAGGAUGGCCUCAAGGCAGAAGGGAUCUUCCGCAUCACCCCGGAGAACAGCCAGGAGGAGCAUGUCAGGGAGCAGCUGAACAGGGGUGUCGUGCCUGACGACAUCGACGUCCACUGCCUCGCUAGCUUGAUUAAGGCCUGGUUCAGGGAACUACCCGAAGGUGUGCUUGAUAGCCUCUCACCAGAGCAAGUCCUGAACUGCAACACCGAGGAACAAUGUGUGGAGCUGGUGAGCCAUAUUCCUGUAACACAUGCUGCACUGCUCAGCUGGGUCGUAGAGCUCAUGGCCGAUGUCGUCGAAGAAGAGGAGUCAAACAAGAUGAAUGCCCGGAAUAUCACCAUGGUUUUCGCACCCAAUAUGACACAGAUGUCAGAUCCUCUUACUGCUCUGAUGCAUGCUGUUCAAGUCAUGAACUUGCUCAAGACCUUGGUUCUCAAAACACUCAGAGAACGUGAGGAGGAUGAAGGAUCGUAUUCGACAUUUUCGUCAUCGCCCACUUUAUCCGAUGGACUUGAUGAGGUGGACCGUGAGCACGACCAAGGUGAUGGCAAUGACAGUGGGACUGAGAAAUAUGGCGAUGACAGUAGUGAAAGCUCAAAGAGUGUUGACAAGGCCAACAACCUGAUAACGGACAGCGAACAGCUAAUUGGUUCGUCCAGGAGGCACACCUCAUUUGAGUUCCGUUUGCCUUGCACCAUCAACAAUGACGACGAUGAUAAAUAUCCAUCUCUUAACGACAUCGAAGAAGGUUUCUUGAGGAGGCUAGAGUGGCAGGAAGUGAGCAAAGGCGGCGAUGAAAAAGACGAAGGAAGCAUCUUCUUUACCUCCACCAAAGAUGCAGAGCAGCUGAGCUCCUCUGAAACCAUAAGUGAGUCUUGCAGGGUAAGUGAUCAAACAAGUAGCACUGAAGAUGCAGUUGGUACUAACAGCAUUGAGCCGACAAUGCAAGUGGCGACCAGGACCGAAACUACAAGCGAGAAGGCCACAAAUGCCAAAGAAGUGAGCUGA
Messenger RNA from Triticum turgidum subsp. durum (durum wheat), 1593 nucleotides. Lineage: Eukaryota; Viridiplantae; Streptophyta; Magnoliopsida; Poales; Poaceae. The record is from the annotation of a GenBank genome assembly.